AUAUUUUCAAUUUUGACAUUGACAGCACCGUAUCACUCCUCAAUAUUCGUGGGGUUAUUUGUCAGACAGAGUUGUUUGUAAUCUGUCGCGGAUUUUAAUGAAAAACUAUGAAGAAAAUCAACGAGCAAAAGCUGCAAGCCUUUACGAUAGGUGCCAUGGGGAAGCGUCCAUUGACCCGAAAGGAGCAAGAAGAGAUACGGAAGCGCGAAGAAGAGGAAGCGGCGGCUCAUGCAUUUAAGGAGUUCGUGGAGACAUUUCAAGAGAGUCCAAGUGCUUCGGGGAAAGUUUGGGUCAAGGCAGGCACUUAUGAUGCCGGAUCGCGAAAGGAGGAUCACCGAGAAAAAGGAAAAUUGUACAAACCAAGUUCACGCAUUUCUGAUGAAAAAUCUACAGCUGAGAAGGCACAAGAAUAUGCUAAACUUUUGGCUUCAGAAUCCAAAAAGGAUUCACUUAGCAAUAAAAAGAAAGCACAAGAAAAGAAAAAAAGUAAUCUGGAAGCAUUUAAAGAGGAACUUAAACAAAUUCAAGAGGAGCGCGAAGAACGUCAUAAAUACAAGCAAAUGGCUCGAAUGCCUGAGUUCAGCAAAAUGAUUUCUUCCCAUGAUUCGGACAAUCCAAGAGACUCUGAUGUAGGAUCGUUUGACAACGGCGACCCCAACACUACUAACUUAUAUUUAGGAAAUUUAAGUCCAAAGAUAUCGGAACAACAGUUAAUGGAACUGUUUGGACGCUACGGACCACUAGCUAGCAUUAAAAUCAUGUGGCCCCGAUCUGAAGAGGAAAAGUCGCGUGGCCGUAAUUGUGGAUUUGUGGCGUAUAUGAGUCGCAAAGAUGCCGAACGUGCCCUCCGGAAUUUGAAUGGACGUGAUAUAAUGGGUUAUGAAAUGCGGCUGGGUUGGGGCAAGUCAGUUCCAAUCCUAAAUCAUCCUAUCUACAUCCCACCUAGUUUGAUGGAGUACACAAUGCCACCACCACCGUCUGGCCUGCCAUUCAAUGCCCAACCACCGCCUGACGAAGCACAGACUCUUCCCAAAGGUGAUUAUAAAGAAUAUGCCGAGGAUCCUGAAAAGAGGGAAGCUAUGGAGAAGAUGCUUCAUAAAUCCGUUGUGAAAGUUGUCGUCCCUACCGAAAAGUCUUUGCUGGCGCUAAUUCAUCGAAUGAUAGAAUUUGUUAUUCGGGAAGGUCCUAUGUUCGAAGCAAUGGUGAUGAGUCGCGAAAUAGAUAAUCCGAUGUUCAGCUUUCUGUUCGACAACGAAAGUCCUGCACAUAUUUACUACAGAUGGAAAUUGUUCUCUUUACUGCAAGGGGAUACUCCAUCUGAAUGGAAAGAAAAAGAGUUUCGAAUGUUUUUGGGAGGAUCAAUCUGGAAGCCACCGCUUGUAAACUUCUAUACACAAGGCAUGCCCGAAGAAUUAAUCGUAGAUGAGGGCGCGCCGGAAGUGAACAAAGGAGCCUUAUCAAAUGCACAACGCGAUAGAUUAGAAGAUCUCAUACGACAUCUAACACCGGAACGUUCAAAAAUCGGCGAUGCAAUGAUAUUUUGCAUAGAACACGCCGAAGCUGCCGAUGAAAUAUGUGAUUGCAUUGCAGAAUCAUUGUCUAAUCUUGAAACGCUUGUUGGCAAGAAAAUAGCUCGUUUGUAUCUGAUUUCAGAUAUUUUACACAAUUGCACUGUGAAAGUUUCGAAUGCCAGUUUUUUCCGUAAAGCGAUGGAACGAAAUUUGGUUGACAUAUUCCGGGACAUUCACGCCUAUUAUAUGUCGUUAGAUAGUCGACUGAAAGCUGAAGGCUUUAAAGCUCGAGUAAUGAAAGUUGUUCAUGCUUGGGAAGAUUGGACAGUUUACCCAAAGGAAUUCCUCUUCAAAUUGAAGACGACAUUCUUAGGUCUCUCGCAACAAAAAGAAGAGAAAGUCGAACCGGAGAGUACACCUUUAUCUGGAGAUGAAAGAGAUGAUGAAGACCUGGACGGAGUACCCUUGGAUGGUGCGGCACUUAUAAAAAGCGCGCUUCUUCGCGGAAUCCCAGAGGCUCAGGCUGUUAUCAAGGACACCCCGACCAGAGUCCAGGAGACCAGUCAGGACGCAGACUAUGAUGACGACAUUGAUGGAAUUCCGAUGGACGACGACAUUGAUGGAAUUCCUUUAGACAAGCUAGGUGACACGAAAGCUUCACGGGCUGGUGCAUUUAUUCCUUCGAAAUGGGAAACAGUCGAUCCAGAACAGGUCGAAGCACAAGCAAUUACCACUAGUAAAUGGGAUACUCUUGAACCAGUUGCACCCGAUCCUCCAAAAUUUUAUGAUUCCGAAGAAAGCAAUAAUAGCGAUAACGUGGAUUUUUUGAGAGGAACAAAUGAAGAAAAACGCAAUAAAUUACGGGAAAUUGAGAUGAAAACAAUGGAAUAUCAAGAUGAGUUAGAAUCAGGUGGUAGAGAAGUUAAACCAGGUUGGACGAUACCACAACAAGUUGAACAUUAUCGGAGAAAAUUGCUGAAACGGGAUCAUGUCGAAAGCGACUCUCCAAACGAACGAGUAUCACGAAAGGAUGCUGCCAAACGUUCACCCAGCCCAUCAGAGUCGUUGAGCUCACGUAAAUCGAAACGAUCACGUCGAUCCACUUCCCCGUAUUCCGGCCGAUCCUCAAGUCCUCCAAAAACCAAGCGACGUUCACGGUCUCCAUACUCUAAACGGAAAAGUUCCCCAUCUCCUACUCGUAGUUCACGAAAACGUCGCUCGAAAAGUUCAUCAGAAUCACCAAAACGUUAUGCUCGAGACAGAUCGCCGGCAGCGAAAACAUCGAAAUAUGAAUCCAGUCCUAGAAGGCAAAGAUCAAUUUCACCAACCGAAAGAUCUCGCCAUGCGUCUCCAUCUAGAUCACGACGCUCUCCGGAGAGGGCUUCUAAACGAGAAUCAUCACCGCCACGGUAUGCCAAGUCACCAAGUAGACAUCGCUCGGAAAAGCAUAAACAUAAGCAUAAAUAUUGAAGACGUGGAAUGGAGGAAAAUUUAGUAAUAUUAAUUUUAUUUACAACCACUAUGCGUAUACUUGUGAAAAUUUCUAAUAAAGUGAAAAUAAACUAUAUUCACUAUUUCUUACUUCAAUAAU
Messenger RNA from Hermetia illucens (black soldier fly), 3102 nucleotides. Its product is annotated as U2 snRNP-associated SURP motif-containing protein. Gene Ontology annotation, cellular component: nucleus. The transcript has 20 exons. Gene Ontology annotation, molecular function: RNA binding. Bases 108 to 2981 code for a protein of 957 amino acids. The record is from RefSeq and is a predicted model, not a curated record. NCBI's taxonomy places the organism in Eukaryota, Metazoa, Arthropoda, Insecta, Diptera, Stratiomyidae. Gene Ontology annotation, biological process: RNA processing.